AUGCAGAACAGCGCAGCCAACGUGUCCUACGUGGAAUUCACCCUCGUCCCAUUCCCAGGUCUCCGGGAGUGGAGGCCCUUCCUCGCCUUUCCUUUCUUCUGCCUCUUUCUCCUCAUCGUCACCACCAACUCCAUCGUGAUCUACACGGUGAAGACGGAGGAGAGCCUCCACUCCCCCAUGUGCCUGCUCAUCGCCCUGCUCUUGACGGUCAACCUCUUUGGGACCUUUGCCAUCCUCCCCAGGAUGCUCUUCAGCCUGGUGCUGCCCGCCAGCCACAUCUCCCUGACCGAAUGCCUGGUCCAGAUGUUCUUCCUUUACUUCACCAUCCUCCUGGACUGCAACGUUCUUCUGAUGAUGGCUCUGGACCGGUUCCUGGCCAUCUGCCACCCGCUGCGCUACGCAGAACUCAUGACCACCAAACUCCUGAGCCUCCUGAUGCUGCUGUCCCUGGUGAGAAGCCUGGGCACUGUUGGGCCGGUGGUGGCCUUGGCCUCCCAGGUGCGGUUCUGCCGUUCCAACGUCAUCAGCCAUUUUGCCUGUGAACACAUGGCACUCAUGAGGCUCUCCUGCAGCGACAUCUCCGUGAACAAGAGGCUGGGUCUAGCCUUACGGUCCUUUGAAUUCCUCCUGGACCUCAGCCUCCUCCUGGCCUCCUACGGCCGGAUUGUCCACACGGCUCUGAAGAUCCGCUCUGGCAACGUCCGUCACAGAGUCUUCCACACGUGUGGCACCCACUGGAUGGUGAUCGCCAUCAGCUACUCCUCUCGCCUCUCCUCAUCCGUCGUCUUCCGGCUGGCCAAAUCGGCCUCGCAGGACGUCCACAACCUCCUCAGUGCAACCUAUCUGCUCUUCCCCUGGACUGUCCACCCUCUGAUCUACGGCGUGAGAACCAGAGAGAUCAGAGCCAGCCUCCCGAAGCUCUUUCCCAAAAAAUAA
Messenger RNA from Thamnophis sirtalis, 936 nucleotides. Its product is annotated as olfactory receptor 52K1-like. Gene Ontology annotation, biological process: G protein-coupled receptor signaling pathway. Gene Ontology annotation, molecular function: G protein-coupled receptor activity; olfactory receptor activity. Gene Ontology annotation, cellular component: plasma membrane. Lineage: Eukaryota; Metazoa; Chordata; Lepidosauria; Squamata; Natricidae. The record is from RefSeq and is a predicted model, not a curated record.